AUUUUCCGCGCGAUCGUGUACCCCUGGUGCUGUCCAGUCUUCUCUACCCCACAGUGCCAGAGGACUUAGCGCUUGCCAAGACCUUUCCCGAACCCGGCCAAUUGGCCAUCACUGCGAGCAGCAUUUCGGGCCCCGAGACGACGCCGGAGAUCUUUGAAGAGGAGCAGGACAUU
Molecule: messenger RNA, 173 nt
Organism: Dibothriocephalus latus
Lineage: Eukaryota; Metazoa; Platyhelminthes; Cestoda; Diphyllobothriidea; Diphyllobothriidae
Source: the annotation of a GenBank genome assembly